Molecule: messenger RNA, 1458 nt
Organism: Didymodactylos carnosus
Lineage: Eukaryota; Metazoa; Rotifera; Eurotatoria; Philodinida; Philodinidae
Source: the annotation of a GenBank genome assembly
AUGAUCUCCAAACGUCGCCGCGCUUUUCAUGCGUCAAACCACAAUUCCAACGUACCUGGCGUUGAACCGCAGUUUCUAUUGGGAAAUUUGCUGCAAAGUGGUGCUCUUUCUGGUAAACCAUAUUUCCAAAUAUUUUCAGACUAUCAAGAAAAAUACGGCGAUAUUUUCAAAUACCGGUUUGGUCCUCAUAGUGUUGUUGCAUUCAAUCGAUUGGACCAUGUUCAGUACAUAUUUGCACAUCGUCACAUAUACGAUCAUGCCAAAUUGGCCUCGGAAACGUUUAGUCUGUUAACUCCGAAUGGGCUUAUCGCUCUCACAGGUGCAAAAUUCAAGCGACACGCUCGUGUUAUGUUACCAAUGUUCAAAAAAUCAAAAGUUGUUCCGUAUUUGGAAACUGUAAAUGAUUGUACAGACGAACUGUUACUACAAAAAUGGCGUGCAGAUGGAAAUGAAAAAUUGCAGACCGACAUUAUUAGACAAUGUCAAGAUCUUUUACUGUGUAUAAUAACAUCGAUUGCGUUUGAUUAUGAUUUAAAAACGGCAGAAAGCUCGUCGCCAGUGAGACUGGCGAUUAAGGAAUUCGUCGACAAUUUUGUCAAAAUCCUUUUGCUUAGUGGAACACCCACUAUAUUCAGUCGACUCUAUUUGAAAUUUAAUUGGAAGUAUCAAAAGGCGCUAGUUGUGCUGCGGAAAGAGGCUGACGAUAUUAUUAGAAAGGAACGGGCCAGACAAGAAAAAGAACAAGAAAUUGAAAACGCAAUCAACACGAAACGCAGAAAUCUUAUUUCACUAUUAGUGUCGUCGCUCAAUGAAGACGUCGGCGGAGAUUAUAAACAAGGCUUAACCUGCGAGGAACUGCUUGAUGAAAUAUUGUUAUCUAUAGUCGCCGGUUUCGAAACAACAUCGACGGUCUUGGCAUGGUUCAUUUUUCACAUGAGCAAAUACCCAGCUAUUCAAGAAAAGAUUAAGGAAGAACUGAAAUUGCACAAUGUGACAAAGAAAACAUCACUAACAAAUGAAUUACUGGAUAAAUUAGAAUAUAUUGAUUGUGUGCUGAAAGAAGUUCUUCGUUUUUCACCGAUUAUGGAUGGAACACUGCGAACACUUGUUGAAGAUGAUCAGAUUGAUGGGGUUCAAUUGCGAAAAGGCGAUUCGGUGUAUAUCGGCCUAAACAAUAUUCACCGUGAUAAGCGUUUGUGGAAACUGGAUCCGGAUCAAUUUUUACCCGAACGAUUUUUGGACACAGAUGAUAAAAACCAACCAAUAUGGACGUUUGGUGGUGGACAUCGAGCUUGCGCCGGACAGGAUCUAGCUCGAUUUGAACUCAAAGUUAUUUGUACACGUUUGAUGCAAUCGUUAACAUUUCUGGAUAGUGGCGAUGAACAAAAUUCGGGUGGAUUUUUACAACGAAUAACCUGUCUGCCAAAAAGAUUAGCUGUUUAUUGCAAGUUCGACUAA